Molecule: messenger RNA, 1187 nt
Organism: Tricharina praecox
Lineage: Eukaryota; Fungi; Ascomycota; Pezizomycetes; Pezizales; Pyronemataceae
Product: Brix domain-containing protein
Exons: 3
Coding region: 158-1123 (321 amino acids)
Biological process (GO): ribosomal large subunit assembly; maturation of LSU-rRNA from tricistronic rRNA transcript (SSU-rRNA, 5.8S rRNA, LSU-rRNA)
Cellular component (GO): nucleolus
Molecular function (GO): rRNA binding
Source: RefSeq, a predicted model, not a curated record
CCUAGCCCGUAAUCCCUGGGAGUUUGAGGCUCUUCCAAAAGUUCUCGUUAGCGCCAAAAAAAAGCAGCGCAGAAGAGUUCAGUCGCAGAUCUUCACCUUCGCCGAACUUCAACUCCACCACUCAUUCAACCUCACGACUCAGCGCAAACAGGCAGAAAUGAUUCGCACAACCAAGCCCAAAAACGCUCGCUCGAAGCGUGCGGCCGACGAGCGCCUGCCGAAGCUGACGGAGAACCAAAAGACCACGCUGGUUCUGCGGGGCACGACCGCCAGCGAGCUGAUCCAAUCGGUGUUGACGGACCUGCACGCGCUGAAGAAGCCAGCGUCGAUCAAAUUCAGCAAAAAGAACGACAUCCGGCCGUUCGAGGACGCCGCGCCGCUCGAGUUCCUGUCGGAGAAGAACGACACCUCGCUGCUGGUGCUCGGCAGCAGUUCCAAGAAGCGCCCGCACAAUCUGACCCUCGCGAGGACGUUCGCCUAUAAGCUGUUGGAUCUGCACGAGUUUGGUGUGGAUGAGGCGACGUAUCGCAGCCUGGCUAGCUUUGUCGGUGAGAAGCCCCGCGUCGGGAUGAAGCCGCUGCUGCUGUUCAGCGGUGAUGUGUGGGAGCGCGACGAGACCAUGAAGGCGGUUAGAGCACUGUGGAUCGAUUUCUUCCGCGGGGAGGCGGUCAGCAGUGUGGAUGUCGAGGGGCUGCAGUACGUGCUGUCCUUUUUGGCGACCGAGGAGGGCAAGUUCCAUGUGCGCGGAUCGAUGAUCAGGACCAAGAGGAGUGGGCAGAAGUUGCCGAGGAUUGAAGUGGAGGAGGCGGGACCGAGGCUGGAUUUGACUGUGAGGAGGGUGCUUCCGCCUUCCCCCGAGAUGUUGAAAGAGGCGUUGAAGACGCCUUGGAAGCAGUUGACCAAGACGAAGAAGAACAUCUCCAUGGACAUCAUCGGAGACAAGAUCGGUCGCAUCCAUACCGGCAAGCAGGAUCUCGACAAGCUGCAGAGCAGGAAGAUGAAGGGACUCAAGAAACGGGGUGCCGACGACAUGGACGAUGAUGCAGCCACCCUUGUAGACGACGUAGUGUCCGAGGCCGAGGAGGCUCCUGUUGCGAAACCGAAGAAGGCGAAGAGAUCAUAGACGGAUGGGACGAGAAGAUAAAAAAACUUAAUGUCGCCGUGCGGUUUCCUUUUCAUGUUGGGUA